Molecule: messenger RNA, 318 nt
Organism: Knipowitschia caucasica
Lineage: Eukaryota; Metazoa; Chordata; Actinopteri; Gobiiformes; Gobiidae
Source: the annotation of a GenBank genome assembly
AUGUGUGUGCGGCAGACACACAGGAUUGAGGACGCGCUCCUCGCUCGUGCUUUCGUAACCUUAGAGUGCGACACAUCUUCCCUUUCGAACAUUGCAACCACCGCGGCUCGGCCGAAGCCAACAGCGGCGGCUGAGGUAUCCGACUAUCUCAGAGGGACAGAUUCGGGUCCUGGACCAGAGCGGCAGGAACAGGAAGUGCCCCCGAUUGUGGUCAGUGGAAAGUCAAUCUGCGCGGGGUGUCUGCACGUCCUCCGCUCGUCAGGGAAUUCGCUAACGACCAAGAAGGGACGAGGAAUAAUGCGGCUAGCGACACAUUAA